Molecule: messenger RNA, 1518 nt
Organism: Puntigrus tetrazona (Sumatra barb)
Lineage: Eukaryota; Metazoa; Chordata; Actinopteri; Cypriniformes; Cyprinidae
Gene: bet1
Product: Bet1 golgi vesicular membrane trafficking protein
Exons: 4
Coding region: 138-479 (113 amino acids)
Biological process (GO): endoplasmic reticulum to Golgi vesicle-mediated transport; vesicle fusion with Golgi apparatus
Cellular component (GO): SNARE complex; Golgi trans cisterna
Molecular function (GO): SNAP receptor activity
Source: RefSeq, a predicted model, not a curated record
CUUCCGUAAGGUGUCGUGGCGCUGGUGGAGUGCGAAGGCGAAAGUACAGUUACUCUAAAGAGGAAGAUAAGGAAAUAUUUGUGACAUUACGUUUAAACUUCAGUGGUCGUAUAUCAUAUAAAGGUUUCCGGCUGAUAAUGAGGCGCGCAGGUUUGGGUGAGGGCGGUCCUCCAGGCAAUUACGUUGCAAGUGGAUACAGCGUGUAUGAGGAGGAGAACGAACAUCUACAGGAGGGACUGAGAGCUAAAGUACAUGCGCUUAAACAUCUUUCAAUUGACAUCGGAAAUGAAGUCAAGUACCAGAAUAAAAUGUUGGGCGAAAUGGACUCGGACUUUGACUCCACUGGAGGUUUGCUGGGAGCCACCAUCGGUAGAUUGAAGCUCCUCUCCAGGGGAAGCCAAACCAAGGUGUACUGCUACAUGCUGCUGUUUGCCCUGUUCGUGUUUCUGGUCCUGUACUGGGUGAUCAAACUGAGGUGAUCGUAGUGCUGACGAGACUCUUCGGGACCUUUUAUUCGUGCCAUGCUCAUUUGGGGUAGAGGGUCAGAUUCCUCAGAGAUGAUGAAGUCUGAGGUUGCUGAGGAAUACGAGAGCGCUUUCUUUCCAUUGGACAAGAAGUUGAUCCAUUGAUUGACAAUGUGCAAUAUGAGACAAAAAUAUGUCCUAACCCAACAUUAGUGUCCCCCGAGGGGAAGGGAUGGUUCUAGUUGUCUAAUACCGGCCACAAAAAUAUUUUGAAAGAUUAACGACAUGCAUCUUCUUUUUUUCAGAAACAAUAAUGACCUUUGUUUAAUGGUUCUGUUCUUUUUAGGAGAAAAAUAAUUAUUUUCAGUGCUAUAAAUGUGUGCUAAUUUAUACUUUCUAUAAGGAUAAAGUUAAAUGCGUUUAAAAGAGUGGCACACAGCAGCACAGUAGUCCUUUAAUCGUAUAGUUGAAAAUUCAGGUUAUGACAGCUGUUUAGCUGGAUGGGGUGCAAACAAAAUAAGACCUAUUCAUCCUUUACGUUUCCUUUGUUUUACUGUGCAAAUCUACAUGGCAUCUUUAAAAGAGUUGCCACAAAAUUGUGUGAAUACAGUGUUCAAAGGGGUGCUCUUCAGACUGUGAAAACUGUACAUGAGUUUUUGUGCAAUGCAGAUGUGUAAUAUCCAUAUCAGAAACAACCCCAGAAUUCUGUGUACUUCAGAAAUGUGUUAAUUUUUAGGUUCAAUUUUUUUUUUUUUGCUCUCUGUUUAAAAUAAUGCAUGGUUAAAGUUUUUAGAAACCAAUUUGUAAAUAAAUGUAAUUUCUGAGAGAAUUAUUACAUAUAAAAUUCCUUUAUGUUGUCAUGUUUUCAUAUAUCCCAUUUACGAUUGUCACGAAUCUUUUCGAGCUGCUUAAGAAUUAAAACUUUAUUUCUUUUCAUGCAUAUUAACAAACAUUUAUUAAAACUAAUCACAAUUUACAUAUGUUACAUAUUACUACAGUUUUUCAUCAAAUGGUUAAAAUACCUUUUUUUUUUUUUUAAAUGCAAGGAACAAAU